Molecule: messenger RNA, 1078 nt
Organism: Musca vetustissima
Lineage: Eukaryota; Metazoa; Arthropoda; Insecta; Diptera; Muscidae
Product: coiled-coil domain-containing protein 93-like
Exons: 7
Biological process (GO): Golgi to plasma membrane transport
Source: RefSeq, a predicted model, not a curated record
CAAUGGCCAAUAAGGAAAUAUUUUCCAAACACAUUAAAUCAAAUGUCAAAUUAGCUACCCGGCUAGAUGCUGAGGGGCGUGAAGUGCAGGUGGAACGCCGUGAGGAUUCCGAUGCCACUGCCAAGGAAAAGGAAACCUUUGAUUUGUUAAUAAAUGCCGGUUAUUAUCGGGCCUGCAUAAAGGGUUUGUCGGCAUUUGAUAAGGUUGUGGGUGGCAUGACAUGGUGCAUCGAAUGCUGUGAUUAUGAUGUCGAUGUGGAUCUGCUGUUCCAUGAGAAUUUAACAAUUGGACAAAAAAUUUCCCUGGUGGAAAAAAUCGUUGCCGUUUUGCCUCAAAUGAAGUGUCCUUUUCGCAUAGAACCUCAUCAAAUACAAGGUUUAGAAUUUCUUAGUAUACAUCCAGUUAUACAAUGGUUGGUUAAGAAAUCGGUUGAAAAUCGAGCGGAACGUAAUAUGCGCCUAAAACAAUUCGCAAUUGGUCAAUUUCACAAUCAUUAUCAGUAUAAAAGUGAUAAACAAAAUUUGGAAAAAAUACGCAAGGCCUCAGUGCACAUUAAAAGAAUACAAGAAAUCUAUAAUCCCGUCCGCCAAUACCAACGUAAAGAGGCUACCGAGGAAGAUGAAAGAACAAAAGUACAAUUGACUCUAUUGGAAUAUGGUAACCUGCCAGUGUCAGUGCCUAGAGCGGAUAGUCAAGGAGAAAAUGCUGCGACUAAUGAGCAGCUUGAUAUUGAAAAGUUACUUAACAAUUUAGUACUCACAAAAGAGGAUAACACAGCAGGAUCACCUCAAAAACUUGACAAUGCCACACGAUAUGCACUGCGAAAACAUUACAAAGAAUUUAAACAUGAAAUGGAAACGGAUGCUAAGGAAUUGACUGAGCAAAAUCAAAUUAAAUCAUUGGAAACAACACAAAUGGCCUUACAACAAAAACUGGAGCGUAACCAAAAGGAUGUGAAAGAUGUUAUGGAAUUGUUACAGCGGGAAUGUGAGCUGCUAGAUAAAGAGAGAACACAAAAAGAGGAAAUGGAAACUCAAAUAGAGGCAUAUAAGAAAAUUGAACAGACAGUGGAUGUGGG